Messenger RNA from Lynx canadensis (Canada lynx), 2845 nucleotides. RefSeq names its product hydrogen voltage gated channel 1 (gene HVCN1). The transcript has 8 exons. Gene Ontology annotation, cellular component: plasma membrane. Lineage: Eukaryota; Metazoa; Chordata; Mammalia; Carnivora; Felidae. Gene Ontology annotation, biological process: proton transmembrane transport. The record is from RefSeq and is a predicted model, not a curated record. Bases 277 to 1089 code for a protein of 270 amino acids. Gene Ontology annotation, molecular function: voltage-gated proton channel activity.
CUCCCACCCCCAAUUAAACCAGAAGCAGGGAGGUGCGUGGGAGAGAGCCUCUGCCCAGAGGCGUUUGGGGCAAGUGGUCUUUUUUGGAAGACGGAAACUAACAGAAACCCAUUCCAGAGCAGUGCCAGAAUGAAGUGCGUGCAGAGUGCUGGGGAAGCCCUGGGCCGGGAGAGACGUUGGAGCUGCGCGGGAAGGUGAAGAAACGGACACUCGGGCCAAGCCACCCUGCCAAAGGCAGAGCCAGAACUCACACCCAGAUCCAGAGAGGACAGGAAAAUGGCCACCUGGGAUGAAAAGGCUGGCUCCCGCAGGGCCAAAGUGGCUCCGGCAGAGAGGAUGAGCAAGUUCUUGAAGCAUUUCACUGUCGUUGGGGACGAUUACCAUGCCUGGAACAUCAACUACAAGAAAUGGGAGAAUGAGGAAGAUGAGGAGGACGAGGAGGAGCAGCCGCCACCAACACCUGCCUCCGGUGAGGAGGGCAGAGCUGCCGACCCGGCUGCGGCCCCUGUCCCUGCGCCCAGGCCCCCCCUAGACUUCAGGACCACAUUGAGGAAGCUGUUCAGCUCCCACAGGUUUCAGGUUAUCAUCAUUUGCCUGGUCAUUCUGGAUGCCCUCCUGGUGCUCGCUGAGCUCAUUCUGGACCUGAAGAUCAUCAAGGCUGACAAGAACGCCGUCAAGGUGUUUCACUGCAUGAGCAUUGCCAUCUUGACCUUCUUUAUGAUGGAGAUUUUUCUAAAAUUAUAUGUCUUCCGCUUGGAGUUCUUCCACCACAAGUUUGAAAUCCUGGACACCAUCGUGGUGGUGAUUUCCUUCAUCCUUGACAUUGUCCUCCUGUUCCAUGAGCACCAGUUUGAGGCUCUUGGCCUACUGAUUCUGCUUCGGCUGUGGCGGGUGGCCCGGAUCAUCAAUGGAAUAAUUAUCUCCGUUAAGACACGUUCAGAACGUCAACUAUUGAGGUUAAAACAGAUGAAUAUACAGUUGGCCGCCAAGAUCCAACACCUUGAAUUCAGCUGCUCUGAGAAGGAACAAGAAAUUGAAAGACUUAACAAGCUCUUGAGACAGCACGGACUUCUUGGUGAGGUCAACUAGAUGCGCACCUGCUCCACCCCAAAGAGAAGACCCCGCUUCCACGGGCUUGUGUCUCUGAGAGAAAGACAGCUGCCUCUCCUGGGCCCGUUUCGGGGAGAGGUUUGGUUCGAUGCCUUUGCCUCACCUCCACCCAGCUUGGAUUCCGGGGUGGGCAGGUGGUAGGGGGAGGGGGAAGGCGGGGGAAAGGCUUGCCCUUCCUUUCUUGGUGUGACCAAGAGCUUCCCAUCCCGUCCUCACUCCACGUCACCAUGUAUCAUAAACUAUAUUCUCUCAUGUUGACACUUUUGCUUGAAAAUGAACGAAGCUGGACAACUACUAGUUGUAUAUAAAAUUUUAUCUCAUCAGUGUACUUUUCACAUUUCGCGUGUAUAUUGAGGAACCAGUGCCUUCUUUCAUAUGGGCAUUCUGAAAGACAAAGGAAAAAAGAAAGCUACCUUAGCUACCAGCCCAUUCUAGAACGUCUUCUCUUCCCAAGCUGUUCUCAACAGCUCCUCUUGGUGCAUAUUCCUCCAGGGAGGUUGUCCUCAGGUACCCAGCCCCUCCUCUGCCGCAUCUAGCUUCUAACUGGCUCUACCCAGUUCCACCACCUGACAACUUUUUUCUCAAUUACUGUGCAAUUAAUGUAUAAAAGCAACUCCCUCCCUCGGGACCUCCUACUCUAUUCUUUCCAGCAUCAACUGAUAGGAACUGCUCUGUGGUAUUCCGUACAACCACCCGUUGGAGAGCUCCAGUGCCUGCCACCAAAAUAGCAAUUAGACCCAAGACUCCAUGUAAUGAAGGUGACACCGGGGAAAGAUCCCCUCAUGAGGCCCUGUGCUCUACUUGCAUGAUUUUGUACAAUUUUGCUAUUUUUGUAUUCGUUUCCACGGGACCAGUAAAGGAAAGAAAACCUGGACUACAAACAAUGAGUAUUUUUAAAAUAAGUCAUGUUGAAGCAGAGGAUGAAUACACUGGAUGAACCCUCGAUGCCUGAGCUACUUCAGGGUCUGUCCCCUGUACCAUCUUCCCAAAGCUGCAAUUUGCUUUCCACACGUGACCUAUGUGCCGACAGUACUGGAAAUCACCAAGACCAGACGGUGCCCCAUUCUAAGGUCACACUAAGUAGAAUUUCCAAAAGGAAAAAGGAGGGAAGUGAGCGGAGAGAGGAGAUGUGUGGUUUGAGGGCAACCCCACAGGUCAGAGGUGUAACACCACAGGAGGUCUCCAAGGGAGCCCACGCCCCACAGCACUUGAUUCUAGAGGUGUGGUGUCAUUUCCUUGAUUAAAAACUUACGUCAAACAAAGGGGAAGAAGAAAUUAAACGGCAGCUUGGCAUUGAUGGUUGGCCGAGCCCUGAAGCCCGCCUCUGCAGGUGCAGACACAUCCACAAAAGUAACCGCAGUGGAAAUAAGAACCGUUCUUUCAUUUCCUGAGUUAGUCUGUAAUAAAAAGAGCGAUGCAAGCCCUGCCUUCCAGCGUGCUAACAAAGAUGGGACAUGUUGCGUUCUUUUCCGCACGUGAUCGUGGUCAGUGCAUCUCACAGGUAUGCGGAGGGCCCAUCAGCCACUAACUUGGAUGAAAGAUACCACUAUUACCCAGGUUGUCCUAACCCAUCAAUGUCAAUCGCAACUCAAUUUUCAAUGAAUUUUAAGGAUCAAAUCUAAACAAGAACGCUAAUGUGAAUUCAACUGUUGUCAGAAUUUUCUAACUAAAUGACUGCUAAAGUGUUUAAAUUUCAAUAAUUUUUUCACAGAAUAAAUUUUAUUAUCACACUUGA